This is a messenger RNA of Rhodofomes roseus, 1701 nucleotides long. Its product is annotated as DExH-box splicing factor binding site-domain-containing protein. Gene Ontology annotation, biological process: mRNA splicing, via spliceosome. The transcript has 4 exons. Gene Ontology annotation, cellular component: spliceosomal complex. Gene Ontology annotation, molecular function: nucleic acid binding. NCBI's taxonomy places the organism in Eukaryota, Fungi, Basidiomycota, Agaricomycetes, Polyporales, Fomitopsidaceae. The record is from RefSeq and is a predicted model, not a curated record. The coding region runs from base 66 to 1406 and encodes 446 amino acids.
CUUGCCACCAGCCUGCCACACGCUCCGUGCUCUCCAUCGCUCUCCUCAACAUCGGGCCACUCGCCAUGUCGUCGAGCAAGGUUUCCUUCACUAUCCACCGACCCACAGCCUCUCGCGGGGACUCCGGCAGCACAGACUCUGCCCCCGAGGCCAACUUCAAAGUCCCGCCGCUCCCAAAGCGCCUCGUCGCGCCCAGCAACGGCGGCAGCCCGCUCAGGUCCUCCGCGCCCGCGCCACGGGCGCGUAGACACGAUUACCAUGCUCAUGAGAAGGACAGCUCUGACGAGGAAGACGGGGAGACAGACGAGCUCGUAACAGGGUUUGACCAAUCCGGUGUGCAGCGGUUACAUGACAAGCGCAAGGCACCCGAGGGCCCACUCGUCAUCCCCGCGCUUAGGAACAAAGACUGGCGCGAACUCGCGAGGAAGCGCAAGUCGCUGUAUGUCCCGCCGCAGUCCGCCGCGACGGGCGCAGACGGGAGCGUCGGCGGCCUCGGCACGCGCGACGCGAUCAACUCGGGCCCGCAGCUGUCCGGUCUGCAGGUGAACAAACGGGUGAAGCUCGACGAGGACGAGGGGUCCGUCCGAUCUACCCCGCCCGCGGACGAAGGCGCGCAGACUGCAACGGAGAGCGUGAAGAAGGAAGAAGAGACGGAGGACGCGCGCGCCCUCCGUGCCAUCCUCGCAUCCACCGCGAACGGUGACGACCCAGACGCACCCCACAUCGACGCCAUCCCGCUCGCCACGCCCGCGCCGAGCGAAGACGACGUGUACAAGCAGGACGUCGAGGAGCUCCCCGAGUCCGCAUCGCUCGAGGACUACGACCGCGUGCCGGUCUCGCAGUUCGGCGCUGCGCUGCUGCGCGGGAUGGGCUGGAAGGAGGGCAUGGCCGCGAGCAAGAAGAACCGCGGCCCCGUCGAACCGUACCUCCCUCAGGCCCGUCCGGCGCUCCUGGGAAUUGGCGCGAAGGAGAAGGAGGUGUUAGAUGAUGGGAGUAAGGGGAAGAAGGGUAAGGGCAGGCCGGAGAGGCGGUAUGUGCCCGUCAUCAAGAAGGAACGCGCCCGGGAUGGUAGUGAGGAUAGAGAGAGGUCAUCAACGAGGUCAUCCUCGCUUGAACGCCGGAAGGACCGGGACCGGGACGGCGAUCGGAGAGACAGAGACCAUGGCAAGGACCGGGAGCGCUACCGGGAUAGGGACAGGGAUCACGGGAGGGACAAGGAGCGGGACCGGGACCGAGACCAGCGAAGGGACGACAGGGACUACGGCUAUGACAAGGACCGGCGGAGAGAUCGUCGAGAUGGCGAUCAUGACUCGUCGCGGAAAGAACGCGAUAGUCGUAGGGAUCGUUCACCAGACCGAUCCGACUCGGACAGGCGGAGGGACAGGGAUCGCGACCGUAGAUAUUGAACGGUCCGUGGUGGUUGGAUGUGUGCGUGUUAAUAUGUCUCUAGACUGAUCGGUGUACUCUGUUGUCCGUCUACCAAAGACUCAGAGUCCUCGCGGAAUUGUGCGCAAGGCAUGAACGUUGAACUGUGUACACAGUCAAGAUUGUAUGAAACGCUAGAUGACAAUCCGACCAGCGCAGGGCUGCAUUUGCCAGUAAACGUUGGUAUCGACCUCGUCGCGCCUUCGAACCUACAAGUUUACUACAACCUUGGUCCGUGCGUUCGCCCCUGCGGUUGGGCCCCACCCACCGUCCCCC